Messenger RNA from Verruconis gallopava, 1403 nucleotides. RefSeq lists its product as uncharacterized. The coding region runs from base 127 to 1179 and encodes 350 amino acids. Lineage: Eukaryota; Fungi; Ascomycota; Dothideomycetes; Venturiales; Sympoventuriaceae. The record is from RefSeq and is a predicted model, not a curated record. The transcript has a single exon.
AGCUUAAAUCGCGCAUAUCGAGACGUCGAGCACGAUGUCCCCGCGACAGCUCACAUUGAUCUUCGACUCGCUCGGCCUUUCAGCAGCUGCUGCGAAGUUCCAGGUCGGGAAAUUGACAGAAGAACAAUGAAGAAAGAAUCAUUCGCAGAAGACUAUCAUGGGGAGCCGCCCUUCCCCCCGUCCGCACAGCUUUGUGACGAUCUCGAGUUCAUAGCCAAGGAACUCGGGUUGCGCAACAAGAACUUCAGACGGCCAAGACUGCCGGGACGACCGCAGAUUGAACUGUACAACACAGCGAGGGUAGUCGAGUAUUGCUCGGAAGAACUGUGCACGCCUGAAUUCGACAGCUUGGCCCGUGGACGGCUGUCUAUUCGACUCUGCAACGAGAAGCAACACUCCUUGUCAGAAUAUGCCGUCCUGUCUCGGUCCAUAGUCGUGACGGAGAACCCAAAGCUCCACUGCGUCUGGGACGACGACAAGAUGUUCAUCAAACCGAUCCCGCCGUAUCUCGCCUCGCACGCGUUCUGGCACUUCCUCUCCGUGCCCCAAGCCGCAGGGUCCUCCCACAGAGAUCUCGUCGCCGCGGCGAACGGGUUCCUGCGCUCGUACUCGACGCUCAUCACGCACCCGUCCGACUUUCACAUCGCGAGGAAGCACCACCUCAUCCCCGAAGACUGGGACUUCGACGCGCUUGUUCUCUUUCUGCAGCACUUCGCUGACCUGCCCGACUCGGCCGUCACCCCGCGCUACACCCUGGGCGAGAUGCAACUGCAGACGCUGAACCGCGCGUCGUGCUUCCGUCACCGCAAACUGUACCUUCGCAUACAUCGCAACAGGUACAACGCAUACUUUACCCGCUUCUACGCCCCCACUUUGUUCGUCUUCGCCACCUUCUCCGUCGUUCUCUCUGCUAUGCAAGUUGCCAUUGCCGUCAGACAGUCGGAAGCACCAAUUGACGCGCACAACAAUCUGCCGGAAGCUGGGUUCGGAGGCGGGCUGGGCGCUGGAUGGGCGCAUAUGGGCUACGCAUUCAGAUGGUUCAGUAUAUGGAGUAUAUCCUUUGUCGCGAGCAUGGGGUCGUUCCUGUUUUUCAAUUUCUUGGUGUUGGCCUUGUUGGAUAGCUGGGCAGAUUGGAAGGAUAGGCCAGUGGCAACGCAAAGGAGAAGCAUCGUAGCAUGAUAAUUUCUUCAUUUGUUUCCCUAUUUCUUCCUUUUUAUCUGCUAUCACACAGAGCCUAGUUAUUGGAGAGAAGUGUGAUAUUGUCCCAGUCAGUUUUGUGAAAAUCAAUGCAUUGGCACUUUCCUACCGGAGCAUUGCAAGCAUGCGACGCCACUGCAUGUGUGGUGGAUGGAGAAAAGUGACCCUUCUAGUCCAUAAAGCUAGCUAAAGAUUAUGCUACGAGU